Molecule: messenger RNA, 1431 nt
Organism: Talaromyces marneffei
Lineage: Eukaryota; Fungi; Ascomycota; Eurotiomycetes; Eurotiales; Trichocomaceae
Exons: 1
Coding region: 1-1431 (476 amino acids)
Source: RefSeq, a predicted model, not a curated record
AUGGCAACAACUUGGACUGAGACAGCACCAGGCGUGUACGAAGCCAGCCUGGAUGGUGCAGAAACUGUCUACCGCAAGACCGCAACUGUAUUUGCUCCGCUCCAACGGGAGCACUGGAGAUUGCACACAAUCUGUCGCUUCAGUUUCGGACCUGGUUACAAUGGACCAGCCGACAAGGAAGUUGCUCUACGUCAGGCAUGGAGAGCCCUUCGAUAUGAGUUCCCCGGCCUGAUCGUGGCACCGGAGGACGGAUUCAAGAAAAUGUACAAGACUCCCGACGCCGAGUCGACGCAGAAAUGGUUAGACGAGACAUUCUUUGUAGAAACAAAGAGGACAGCAGAUGAGGUCAUCUCUCAAGCCGUGCCUCUGCAGGAGGUACCAAGUCUGUACUACCUCCCUGCAACGUCGGAGAUUCUGUUCUUCAUCUCGCACUGGCGCAUCGAUGCGAUGGGAUCAUGGAUGGUCACCGACCGCUUUUUCCAUCACCUCGCCAAUCCAUCCAAAGAGGAGUUGCCAGAUGUGCCACCUGCUAAUGAGAUCAACAAGAUUUCACCGAGCUUAGAAGAUGCAGCAGGAUCCCCCAAGGUGUCCACCCCAGAGAUGGACAAAGUGGCUGCCGACCACAUUGCUGCGCAUCACCGAAACGCCAUUCAGAUGGGUGGCAUGCCCUACAAGGGAAAUGCAACGACGCUUCCAGCAAGCCCGAAGCGUGAGGCUCUUAUCCUUACCCCGGAAAGUACUCAGAAAGCGGUUGCCGCAUGUAAGGCGCGCAAUAUCACGGUGACGGCUGCUAUUCACGCGGCUCUUGCCGAGACCGUCUUUGCUAUGGGCUUGCCCGAAUCGCGAGAGAACGAUUACGUCACUGUCAUGCCAGUCAACUUGCGUAACUACCUCAAACCACCUUACAACGGGGAUGGACAUGCAUUGCAAACCUAUGCCGGCAGUAUCACACCCCGAGUUCCUCGACACGCUACCUUUGCCGAACGAACAUCAUACCUGGUCGAGUAUUACAAAACGCGAUAUGACCCGAAGCUUAUUGAGUGUUUGCGACCGAUCUACAAGUACCAUGCCGACGCCCUUUUCAAGCCAAUGCCGGCACCGGCACCGGCAACAGCCCCGAGCACCAAUGGGAACACGCGUCCCCCUCCCGGUCCUCCCAGCGGUAUUUCCAUUAACAGUCUCGGGGUGGUGGAAAAGUAUUUCGCAGGAAGAUAUGGCGAGUCCGUAGACGUCGCGACAUUCACGUUUGGAGUCAGUAUGAUUACGCGUCAGACCAUGCUAUACGCGUGGACGUGGAAGGGCCAAUUGACGUUGUCCAGCGAGUACAAUGCCGCGUUCCACGACCCGGAGGAGGUGCGAGACGUGAUGCUGUCGAUCAAACACGUGCUAGAGAAGGAAUUAGGCAUCAACCUAGAUGAGGUGCCACGGUAG